AAUAAUUUAAUAUCCUUGACAGGACAACUUAAUGGAAAGGCUGAUGAAUUUGUGUCCAGAGGAAACCCGAUCUCUUCUAGUCAAGUAUUUCAAUAAGGUGAUAGAUCUUCGAAUAGAAUUCCGCAAACAGGAGAUCGCUUUUUCUGAUCUUGAGAACCAAUAUGAGGAGCAGUCACGGUAUAUUAGCGACCUGAAGGCAGCAUAUCAACAAGCUAGUCUGGAGAUGGAGAGACGCAUCACUUCACAGCAGCGUGAUUACCAGCAAAAAAUAUCCACAUUGUUAAGACAAUUCAAUGAUGAUUCUUCAGGAUCUGGUGCUCAUGAGUUCCGUUUACGUGAAACGGAAAAGCAGCUCUUCUAUUAUAAAAAACUAAGUCGAGAUUUAAAGGCCAAACUCCGUCAAUACAGCGAGGAUACUCGGAACGAUAGACUGAGGGAAGCACAGGCAGGUGAGUCGCCUAGAAUUUUUUAUAGGGAGCAACUUAACA
Molecule: messenger RNA, 488 nt
Organism: Cherax quadricarinatus
Lineage: Eukaryota; Metazoa; Arthropoda; Malacostraca; Decapoda; Parastacidae
Source: RefSeq, a predicted model, not a curated record